Orycteropus afer afer is the source of this 1452-nucleotide messenger RNA. RefSeq names its product glypican 5 (gene GPC5). The record is from RefSeq and is a predicted model, not a curated record. NCBI's taxonomy places the organism in Eukaryota, Metazoa, Chordata, Mammalia, Tubulidentata, Orycteropodidae. The transcript is spliced from 11 exons. Bases 1 to 1452 code for a protein of 483 amino acids. Gene Ontology annotation, cellular component: cell surface; extracellular region; plasma membrane. Gene Ontology annotation, biological process: regulation of protein localization to membrane; positive regulation of canonical Wnt signaling pathway; cell migration.
AUGUGUGUUCCAGGACUUGAUCUCCAGGUUUGCAUAUCCAAAAAUCCCACGUGUUGUACCAAGAAGAUGGAAGAACGGUAUCAAAUUGCAGCUCGUCAAGAUAUGCAGCAAGUGCUUCAAACAUCCAGCUCUACACUGAAGUUUCUAAUAUCUCGAAAUGCAGCUGCUUUUCAAGAAACGCUUGAAACUCUCAUCAAACAAGCAGAAAAUUACACAAGCAUACUUUUUUGCAACACCUAUAGGAACAUAGCCUUGGAAGCUGCUGCUUCAGUUCAGGAGUUCUUCACUGAUGUUGGACUCUUUUUAUUUGGUGCAGAUGUUAACCCUGAAGAAUUUGUAAACAAAUUCUUUGAUAGUCUUUUUCCUCUGGUUUACAAUCAUUUGAUUAACCCUAGUGUGACUGGCAGUUCCAUGGAAUAUUCAGAAUGCAUCCGCAUGGCUCGUCGGGAUGUUAAUCCAUUUGGUAAUAUUCCCAAAAGAGUAAUGGGGCAGAUGGGGAGGUCACUGCUGCCUAGCCGCACAUUUCUGCAGGCACUCAAUCUAGGCAUUGAAGUCAUCAAUACUACAGACCAUCUACAGUUCUCCAAAGAGUGUAGCAGAGCCCUCCUGAGGAUGCAGUACUGCCCUCACUGCCAGGGCCUGACUCUCAGUAAGCCUUGUAUGGGGUACUGCCUCAACAUCAUGAGAGGCUGCUUGGCAAACAUGGCAGAGCUUAAUGCACACUGGCAUGCGUACAUCCGGUCAUUGGAAGAGCUAUCAGAUGCUAUGCAUGGAACAUAUGACAUUGAACAUGUGCUCCUGAACUUCCACUUGCUUGUUAAUGAUGCUGUGAUGCAGGCUCACCUCAAUGGACAAAAAUUAUCUGAACAAGUUAAUAAGAUAUGUGGCCAGCAAGUCAAAACACCAACACAAAGUCCCCGUUGUGCUUUUGAUUGGAGAAAAGAGAAGCAUGGAAUGAAGAUAUCUAUAAGAAGUGGUGAAGAGACACUUGCCAACAGAAGAAAAGAAUUUAUCAACAGCCUUCGACUGUUCAGGACGUUUUAUGGAGGCCUGGCAGAUCAACUUUGUACGAAUGAAAUAGCUGCUGCUGAUGGACUACCUUGCUGGAAUGGAGAGGAUAUAGUAAAAAGUUGGAAACAAAGAAUCAUUGGUAAUGGGUUGAAGGCAGAGGAUGGCCACCCCUCUGUUCACCAAGAGGGUAUGGGCCCAAUAGUUAACAAGAUCAUUGACAAAGUUAAGCAUUUUUUUCAGUUGUUACAGGGGAGGUCAACACCCAAACCUGACAAGUGGGAACUUCUCCAGAUGGGCAGUGGUGGUGGCAUGGUUGAACAAGUCAGCGGGGAUUGUGAUGAUGAAGACGGCUGUGGGGGAUCAGGAAGUGGAGAAGCCAAGAGGACACUAAAAAUCACAGACUGUAAGUUUGUGAUUCUAAUACUAUUUUUAAAGAGUUGA